AUGGACCAAGUUGUCAUCCCUGAGGAUGGCGAGACUGCUACGAUUGGAGGCGGAGCUAGUGUGAAGGAGGUUGUCAGUACUCUGUGGGCAACAGGCAAGCAAACAGUGACAGGAAUCUGCGAGUGCGUUGGCAUUUCUGCCCCAGUUCUAGGAGGCGGUCACGGGUGGCUUCAGGGCCAGUAUGGCCUGGCUUCGGACCAAGUCAUCUCGGCCAAAGUUGUUCUUCCCGAUGGAAAGCUCGUCAGCACGUCCAAUAAUGAGAAUCCCGAUCUCUUUUGGGCUCUGAGGGGAGCCGGCCACAACUUUGGCAUCGUCACUGAAUGGCAGUACCGAGUCCACGAUAUCAAAAACAUCAAGUGGUCUUAUCAGAUAUUUAUCUAUCUCGGGGACAAACUUGAGGAGAUUCUCGAUCUGACCAACGAUAUGAUGAAGACUCAGCCACCAGAAGUUACGCAUUGGAUGUAUUUUGUAAACAUCCCUGACAUCGACCCCAAUCGACCCAUAAUCUGGUACGCCAUCAUAUCGGACGACACCUUCGAAAAGUCUACAGAGUAUGCGAAGCCUCUCUAUGACAUUGAUCAUAUAAAUGUCGAAGCUGGUGUGGCGCCUAUGCCAGACUUGGCUGGCUUGACCUUCAUGAGCAGUGAUAGUGUCGGAUGCGCCAAAGGCUACACGGGUCUGCGAUACCCUAUCGGUCUGAAGACCUAUGAUUUACCUGCCGUCCGGAAAGUGUUUGAUGACAUCGCCGACAUGUCGAACCGCAACCCGGAAUUUGCCGGGUCCUUCUUCCUCCUUGAAGGAUAUUCGACUCACGGCGUGAAAGCCGUCGAUGAGAAGAGCUCAGCCUUCCCGCAUCGAGAUGACGAUAUUCUGAUUACGUCGUACAUCAUGUACAAGCCGAACGCGUCUCUUGAUGCACUUGCUCAAGAAUAUGGAGAGAAGCUAAGAGGGCAUCUAUUAGCGGCAAGUCAUGAGCCUGACCGCUUGACAGCAUAUGUGAAUUAUGCUCAUGGAAUUGAGUCGCUCGAGGCUAUCUAUGGAUGGGACGAAUGGAGGCUGGAGAAGUUGAGAGGGCUGAAAGCGAAAUGGGAUCCUCAGAACCGAAUGAGGUUCUACAAUCCUAUUGUCUAA
This is a messenger RNA of Colletotrichum abscissum, 1131 nucleotides long. RefSeq lists its product as uncharacterized. The record is from RefSeq and is a predicted model, not a curated record. Lineage: Eukaryota; Fungi; Ascomycota; Sordariomycetes; Glomerellales; Glomerellaceae. Gene Ontology annotation, molecular function: FAD binding. The coding region runs from base 1 to 1131 and encodes 376 amino acids. The transcript is spliced from 3 exons.